AUGAGGCAAGCCGAUUCGAGUGACACGGAAAGACACAAAGAGCGUGUACGUCCGCUCGGAUCCACGGAAACAGUCGUCCCAGCUGGUGCAGGAUUCAUUGGAUUCACUCAACCACUUCAAACAAGUUCCAAUGGGUCAGCAACGGAUGCGGCGGUGCCGGAAUCACACAUUCUACAAAAAUUUGAGAAACAACAGAGACGGGUAAGAAUUGCAAAUACCUUCUCCAAAAGAAGAAGAGGUAGGACGUGCCCAAGUCAUAGUUCGUGAUUUGUUCGCGUAUCCUCAAAAUGUUUCCCACAGCAAUUUAGUUUUUAAGACGAUAAAGCUGGAGCCGGUGGAUUCCGAGGAUCAAGCUCACAUCUCUAAAACAGCGCCCCUGUUGCGUUCUGGCGAAACACAUGCCUUUGCUCCACCACCACCCGAAAUGCGCCCAGAUGCCCACGCAGGGAUUCGUAAAUGGAAUGCUGACGACUCGAUUCAGUUCCCCGCUGGUCGUAUUUCCGAUUUCGCCAGAAGAUUGAAGGUAGAAUCACUCACUGAACCGGACACUGUGGAAUUGAUGAAUGAGAGACAUAACAAUUGCCGACUAAAAGUUGAAAAGCUGGAGGCUAUGGAAAUAAUGGCUGAGGAACACAGCUAUUGCCGAAUAAAAGUUGAGAACCUGAAAGUUGAGGGUCUGAUGGUCGAGAAGCUGGAUCAAAUAAUAGAAGCAACGAGUUUGUCUCAGCCAACGGUGAAUUGUGCUGCUGACGAGCCAAUUCAGAUCUUGACGAAAUCAGCUGUUUCACAGCCGAUGGAAAAACCACCAGCCACAAAAAUAUCGGUAAGUCCUAAUAGCUAGCUUUUAAAAAACUAAUAUCCUACAAAAGAAAUGCUCAGAAUUCACUUUUUUUUCAGAUCUUAACGAGUCAGGAUGUGAACAGCAAGCACUUAAAUCAAGAAGUCAACGCGACCAAUGCUUUCAAUCCAAAUACUUGCUCUAGAACAACGACUGGCCCCAAGCAAAAUACUCUUGUUAUGGAAUCUUCCGAAACGAUGCAAACUGCUAACGCAGGAUUAGAAAAUCAGAUUAUCAGAAAAAAUGGAAAGCAAUUGAGAGUGCCUGAAAUCAAAAACGCUAUUCGCAGAAAAGGCAUUCCGCAGAAGAUUGUACCGGAAGAAGUGGAGAUCGAGGAAGUAUUGUUCCAAAACUGUGGUCAGUACCCUAGAAGAUUUGUGCAAUCAGUUGCAAUAAGUUUUUCAGCGUCAAUAACAAACUCACUCACUGAGGAAGCUCGUCUUCGAUUCAAGGGACCAUCAAUACCGGAGAGAAAGGAGACAACUCAAUCCAGAAUUCAUGAUAUUCUCGCCUUAGCUGUUCGUGAAAUGGAGAUGGCCAGAUUUGCAGGAUUGGAAGACCAAAUCACCAGAAUUGAUGAAAAACAAUCUGGAACGCCCAAACUCAGAGGUGCUGCUCGCAGAAAAGGCAUUCCGCACAAGAUUGUACCGGAAGAAGAAGCUGCUGCAGAACCGCUUCAAAUGGACGAUCCCGUUCCUACUGCUCCACACGUUCAAGUGCCUGCAACACUUUGUUCAGCAAUACUUACCAAGCCGAGAGCUGAUGUACCGGAAGUUGGGGAACCAAAGAAGAUGAUGGCUGCGACUGCCCCCUUCAACUGCGAAGUGAUUCCAUCCAAUUGUCGCGACAGUCAAUACCCACGACGAUCUACGCAAUCAGAGACUAAGAUGUUUGCUAUGAACAAGCUGCAGAUGGAAACGACAAGUCCGGCAGUGCAAGCACCAAUCGAGAAAGAGGAAGUCAUCGAGAUGGAAGCAGCUCCAGUUUUGCAAGCUGAAGAACCGAUGGAGGUAGAUCGCGACGACAACUUGGAUAAGGACUCAUCAUUCGAAGGUCCGACUGUGCGUGCUUUUCUCAUGGCAAAACUCAGAAGUCACAAUCCAACAAGUUCAUCGAGCUACAGUUCCAAAAAAAGUGUUGCUGUUCCAAAUCGUCGUAUCAUUCCGGGUCACUACAUUUCACGUCGAGACGAGCCGGAUCCAGUUUUGUGGGCGAUUCAUCAAAAAAUGGCUGCAACUGCCGCUUCCGCUUCAACUCCGAUUACUCCAAACGCUCCAAACGCUCUGGCGGGAAGAAGUACAGGCGCUCCUACUAUGCCGAACUCAACUAACUUCCAAAGUACUUCGUCUUCGCUGACGCCGAUGGACGUACAAUCGAAAAGAGCAUCUCUGGAUUAUUACGAUCCACAAGUUACCGCACAGAAACUGGCAGCUCUGCAAAAAAUUUCAGAUCCAGUCCUGCCGAGAAAUCAGGAAAUAGUCAAGCGCAACCGACAGUUACAGCAAGCAAGCAAUCGUGGAGAUCAUCAGCAACUCACUGACAAUGAUUCACAGAAGAUACCGCAACAAUUUGUGCCUCCAAUGCAGCGUAAUCAACAGCAUCACGCUGCACGUCAAAGUUCAACGCCUUCUCAAUCGCCGCCGCCCUCAAGAUAUGUCAUGAUUGCUCCGCGCCCGAUCCCAGGCGCCCCAGUAUCUCGCAUUGUGCCAGUUGGAUUUAUAACAAUGGACAAUCUGCAAAACCGCCAGCAUCAACAAGUUGUCAUCCGUCAAUCAUCAGUAGCACAAGAUCCACCAGCGCCGCAAGGUUCUUCAUCUCGGGCAACAUCUAGGCCUUUAACAGCUCAGCCGUCCCGGCCAGUAAUGUUCGAUGGAUCGGUUAUAGAAAAACCAAAAAAACCAGAGUACUAUAACGUGAGUAUUCCGCCAACUGCUUGUAUCAUCAUAUUCUUUUUUAAGGUUUCCCGUAUUGCAAUGUCCGAUCCCGUCUGUCCUCCAGGAAAAGGCCCAAACACCUCCAUUACACAACAUCCUACGAAACAGAUGCAAAGAGUAGAAAGCAAGAAUUCACAAAACCAAUAUCAGAAGGUGAUGACUAUUGCUCAUUUUCCUUAUAAUUUAGUUUUUCAGGGCCUCGCUGGUCAGGAUGUGAACGGAAAACACAAGAUUCAAGAAUCCAGCGCGGCGAAUCUUUCGAAUGCAAAAAUUCGCUUGGGGAUAGCGUCUGUCCUUUAUCAAAAGUCCCGUUAUAAGGAACUUUCUAAAGCGAUGCGAGUUGCUUACGAAGGAUUUCUUGAAUCAAAUGAAGAUGCCACCACCGAUCAGCUCACCUUAGGUCCUAUUUCUGAUUUGCCUGAAAGAUACAGGCAAAGAGCGGAUGCCCGCAUUCCUUUGCCACCCGAAGAAAUCUUUGACAUGGAAGACGCGUGUGAGAUUCACGCCGAUCAGCUAAUCGCUGAAGAAGCUCGUCCUCGAUUCAAGAGACCAUUAAUACCGAAGAAAACGGAGACCGUUCAAACAAGAAUUGAUGAUAUGCUCGGCGAAUUUUCCCGUGAAAUGAUGCUGACCAGUUUAAAUGAUAUUCGUCAGGCUGAACAGACAGCUGCGACCGUGCCGGAAUCAGUUGUUCCACAACCAACAGAAAAGCAACAAGCAAAAAAGAUAAUGGUAAAUUCUGUGAUCAUUUUCUAUGGGACGGGCAGAGAAUAGCGAGCCAAUGGCUCGGUGUCAUUCGUAAUUUUAUUUAACGCAUAAUUUAGCCGGACUAUUUUUUCAGAAGUUUAAUGGACAAGUUAAAAGACGGAUAGUUUCAUGGGGCCCAAGUUGUGUAAGCCUCGUUGUUUUUAAAUCCCGGAAACCGAUAUUGAGCCAAUGAUCCAUGCUUAUAAUGGCUCGAACGUACCAAAUGUUUUUUGCGCAGAAUUAAUUUUUACAGAUCUCCGCGAGUCAGGAUGUGAGUCAGGAUGUGAACAGAGAUCAUUCCAGCACUGCACAGCAUGUUUCGAAUACAGACAAUCACUUUAGGACAACGACUGUCCUCAAACGAAAUUCCCCUGUUAAAGAAUUUUCCAAUGCGAUGCAAGUUGCUCAUGGAGGAUUUCUUAAAUCGAAUGAAGAUGCCACCAAUCAGCCCACCGUAGGCCCUAUUCCUGGCUUGGCUGAGAGAUACAGGCAAAGAUCGGAAACCCGCCUUCCUAUUCCACCCGAAGAAAUUUAUAGUAUGGAAGACGCGCGUGAGAUUAACAUCAAUGAACUAGCCACUGAAGAAGCUCGUUCUCGAUUCAAGGAACGAUUACAACCGGAGAGAAUGGACGCCGUUCAAUCAAGAAUUGGUGAUAUGCUCGGCGAAUUUUCCCGUGAAAUGAUGCUGAACAGUUUAAAUGAGAUUCGUCAGGCUGAACAGACAGCUGCGACCGUGCCGCAAUCAGUUGUUCCACAACCAACAGAAAAGCAACAAGCAAAAAAGAUAAAGGUAAAUUCUGUGAACAUUUUCUAUGGGACGGGCAGAGAAUAGCGUGCCAAUGGCUCGGUGACAUUCGAAAUUUCAUUUAGCGCAUUAUUUGGCACAAUUACGGUUUUCGAGUUCCUUGAAAAUCUUCCGGCAGCUUAAUUCGGGUUUUGAACAGGGCUGGGCAAUUGGCCGGCACGGGCUUUUCGUUGGCCGACCAUUGACCUGGACAUUUGAACUACUUUCAAUAUUCCGAUCGAACCCAAACUUUGCAGGCUUCUUGGACAUGGGUUGAAGCAUACUGGGACCAAGUUUCAGCCCGAUCGGAUCAUCUGGUUCCGAGAUAUGUGGAUCAUUGGCCGAAAUUGGCCGUAAGCCCGGGUUUUUGGAAAAAAAUCGGCCAAUGAUCCACAUAUCUCGAGACCCGACGAUCCGAUCGGGCUGAAACUUGUUCCCACUAGCCCUCAAUCCAAGUUCAACAAUCCUGGAAAGUUUGGGUCCGAUCGGAAUAUUGCAAGUGGUUCAAAUGUCCAGGUCAAUGGUCGGCCAACGAAAAGCCCGGGCCGGCCAAUUGCCCAGCCCUGGUUUUGACAAUUCAAGGCCUCUAUAAAAUAGUCACAUUAUAUUUGAGAUGUUUAAUGGACAAGUUAAAAGACGGAUUAUUUCAUGGGGCCCAAGCUGUGUAAGCCUCGUUUUUUUAAAUCCCGAAAACCGGUAUUGAGCCCAUGAUCCAUGCUUAUAAUGACUCGAACGUACCAAAUUUUUUUGCUCAGAUUUAAUUUUUACAGAUCCCCGCGAGUCAGGAUGUGAGUCAGGAUGUGAACAGAGAUCAGUCGAAUCGAGAUGCCAGCAUUGCACAGCAUGUUUCGAAUACAGACAAUCACUUUCGGACAACGCCUGUCUUCAAACGAAAUUCUCCUGUUAAAGAAUUUUCUAAUGCGAUGCAAGUUGCUCAUGGAGGGUUUCUUAAAUCGAAUGAAGAUGCCACCAAUCAGCCCACCUUAGGCCCUAUUCCUGACUUGGCUGAGAGAAACAGGAAAAGAUCGGAAACCCGCCUUCCUAUUCCAUCCGAAGAAAUCUAUAAUAUGGAAGACGCGCGUGAGAGUAGCAUCAAUGAACUAGUCACUGAAGAAGCUCGUUUUCGAUUCAUGGAACUAUUACAACCGGAGAGAAUGGAUACCGUUCAAUCAAGAAUUGGUGAUAUGCUCGGCGAAUUUUCCCGUGAAAUGAUGCUGAACAGCUUAAAUGAGAUUCGUCAGGCUGAACAGACAGCUGCGACCGUGCCGGAAUCAGUUGCUCCACAACCAACAGAAAUGCAACAAGCAAAAAAGAUAAAGGUAAAUUCUGUAAAAUUUUUCUAUGGGACGGGCACAGACUAGCGAGCAGAGUUGAGCGAAAUUCCGUCUGCCGUCUUCCGUCUUCCGUCUUCCGUGGAUUUUUUUCUUCCGUCUUCCGUCUGCCGUCUUCCGUAAACAAAUUUUUCUUCCGUCUUCCGGGAUUUUUUCUUCUUACCGUAAAAGAGCAAUAGCUUUUCAGAAGCCAUUUACUAGCCCCGAAGAACGCGAAUUUCCACGGGCAGUGACCUAGAUCCAAAAUUUUUUGUGGUUUAGUUAUUUUUUUUAAAAACCGGAGAAAAAGGUUCUGCAUUGACGAUUUUUUUGUUCCGUCUUCCGGGAGAAAAUUUUUCUUCCGUCUUCCGUUUUCCGUGUUCCGUAAAAAACAUUAUCUUCCGUCAGGCGUCUGCUGUCUUCCGGAUUUUAAAAUUCCAUUUCCGCUCAACUCUGCUAGCGAGCCAAUGGCUCGAUGACAUUCGAAAUUUCAUUUAACGCAAAAUUAGACACAAUUACGGUUUUCGAGUUCUUUGAAAAACUUCCGGCAACUUAAUUUGGGUUUUGCACCAUUCCGUUCCCAUAAAACAAUUCAAGGCCUCUAUAAAAUAGUCGAACUAUUUUUCAGAAGUUUUAAUGGACAAGUUAAAAGACGGAUAGUUUCAUGGGGCCCAAGUUGUGUAAGCCUCGUUGUUUUGAAAUCCCGAAAACCGGUAUUGAGCCCAUGAUCCAUUCUUAUAAUGACUCGAACGUACCAAAUGUUUUUUGCGCAGAAAUUAUUUUUACAGAUCCCCGCGAGUCAGGAUGUGAGUCAGGAUGUGAACAGAGAUCAGUCGAAUCGAGAUUCCAGCACUGCACAGAAUGUUUCGAAUGCAGACAAUCGCUUUAGAACAACGUCUGUCCUCAUGCGAAAUUCCCCUGUUAAAGAAUUUUCUAAUGCGAUGCAAGUUGCUCAUGGAGGAUUUCUUCAAUCGAAUGAAGAUGCCACCAAUCAGCCCACCUUAGGCCCUAUUCCUGACUUGGCUGAGAGAUACAGGCAAGGAUCGGAAGCUCGCAUUCCUAUUCCACCCGAAGAAAUCUAUAAUAUGGAAGACGCGCGUGAGAGUAACAUCAAUGAACUAGUCACUGAAGAAGUUCGUUCUCGAUUCAUGGAACGAUUACAACCGGAGAGAAUGGAUACCGUUCAAUCAAGAAUUGGUGAUAUGCUCGGCGAAUUUUCCCGUGAAAUGAUGCUGAACAGUUUAAAUGAGAUUCGUCAGGCUGAACAGACAGCUGCGACCGUGCCGCAAUCAGUCGUUCCACAAGCAAAAAAGAUAAAGGUAAAUUCUGUGAAAUUUUUCUAUGGAACGGGCACAGAAUAGCGAGCCAAUGGCUCGGUGACAUUCGAAAUUUCGUUUAACGCAUAAUUUGGCACAAUUACGGUUUUCGAGUUCCUUGAAAAUCUUCCGGCAACUUAAUUUAAGUUUUGCACCAUUAGGUUCCCAUAAAACAAUUCAAGGCCUCUAUAAAAUAGUCACAUUAUAUUUCAGAAGUUUAAUGAACAAGUUAAAAGACGGAUAGUUUCAUGGGGCCUAAGUUGUGCAAGCCUCGUUGUUUUGAAAUCCCGGAAACCGGUAUUGAGUCAAUGAUCCAUGCUUAUAAUGGCUCGAACGUACCAAAUUUUUCUUGUGCAGAAUUAAUUUUUACAGAUCCCCGCAAGUCAGGAUGUGAACAGAGAUCAGUCGAAUCGAGAUGCCAGCAUUGCACAGCAUGCUUCCAAUGCAGACAAUCACUUUAGGACAACGUCUGUCCUCAUACGAAAUUCCCCUGUUAAAGAAAUUUCCAAUGCGAUGCAAGUUGCUCGUGGAGGAUUUCUUCAAUCGAAUGAAGAUGCCACCAAUCAGCCCACCUUAGGCCCUAUUCCUGGCUUGGCUGAGAGAAACAGGCAAAGAUCGGAAGCCCGCAUUCCUAUUCCACCCGAAGAAAUCUAUAAUAUACAAGACGCGCGUGAGAUAAACAUCAGUGAACUACUCAUUGAAGAAACUCGUCCUCGAUUCAAGCAACCGGAGAGAAUGGAUACCGUUGAAUCAAGAGUUGGAAAUAUUCUCGCCGGAGCUGUUCGUGAAAUGGAGCUAGCCAGAUUGGCAGGAUUAGAAGGCCAGAUCACCAGACAGCCUCGAACACUGUCGAAUAUGUCUGCUCGAGCACGUAGAAGAGUUCGGCCAGCAUUACUUCCUGAACCGAGAGCUGAGGAAGUAGUCCUGCAAAAUUUCGACGUUGAUAAUUCAACGAACAACGUUGAUAAUUCAACGAACAACGUUGAUAAUUCAACGAACAACGUUGAUAAUUCAACGAACAACGUUGAUAAUUCAACGAACAACGUUGAUAAUUCAACGAACAACGUUGAUAAUUCAACGAACAACGUUGAUAAUUCAACGAACAACGUUGAUAAUUCAACGAACAACGUUGAUAAUUCAACGAACAACUUUGAUAAUUCAACGAACAACGUUGAUAAUUCAACGAACAACGUUGAUAAUUCAACGAACAACGUUGAUAAUUCAACGAACAACGUUGCUCAGAUUGCGCCAGCUGUUGCGGAACCAGUAGUCCUAAUGGAGGAUCCCAUUCCUGUUCCUCCAAAUGUCGAAGGGCUCGAAAUUGUUCCGCAGCCACCGCCGAUCGCAGUAGUUGAAGCAAUGGGAGGAGCGAAAAGAAAAAGAGUAAGAUUUGUUAAUAUCCUCAGAGACAGAGACAGAGACGGGGACUGCUACAGUUUGAGAUUUGCUGUUGUAUUUUAGAUCGCUUCCGAUUUUUUGUCAGGUGACUGGGAAAAUACAACUGAACUUAGAGAUGGUGUUACUUAGGCACAAGCAAUGCAGUAUUAUUUCCAACAAAAAUUUUGUUUUUAGGCGAGGAGAUCCGAAGUCUCAGAACUCCUCGAUAGGAAGGUCCAACCCUCGGAGCAAGCUCAAUUGGUGGAGAAGAGGAGCCGCCUUCGGUCCGGAAAAAUGUUCCGGCAAGCUGCACCAGCAGAGCCUAAAUCCAAAAGGAGACGGGUAAAUUCUAUGAAGAUUUUCUAUGGGACAGGCUCACAUUUUUCAGAUUGUCACUUGA
Messenger RNA from Caenorhabditis sp. 36 PRJEB53466, 8706 nucleotides. NCBI's taxonomy places the organism in Eukaryota, Metazoa, Nematoda, Chromadorea, Rhabditida, Rhabditidae. The record is from the annotation of a GenBank genome assembly.